This is a messenger RNA of Elaeis guineensis (African oil palm), 2139 nucleotides long. NCBI's taxonomy places the organism in Eukaryota, Viridiplantae, Streptophyta, Magnoliopsida, Arecales, Arecaceae. The record is from RefSeq and is a predicted model, not a curated record.
UUGGUGGCCUGUUGGUCAUGCUUUCGGUCUCUUGAGCCGCUUCAUGCUGCCCAGCACAAAGGGGUAUAACUCCGUGACGUCCAAUCUCCACUGGGGCCUAAUCCGGGAUCCCAAGACCUGCGGCGGGGUCAGGGUGGUGGCGGAAGGGACGUGGCUGCCGUCGGCAUCACCCCCGCGGCAAGAAAAGCAAGAGGUAUCCAAACCCCGCGAUGCCCCCCAAACCCCACCUCUUUCCUUUCUUCUUUUAGCGCCCAAUCCCUACUCCAUUCCCCUUCUGCCGUCCCAAAUCUCAGCGCCCAUCUUCUUCUUCUUCUUCGAAAAGUUCUCGUUCGAGCGGUGAGCUCUGUCCCCACCCGGGUGAUCAAGAAGGCAACCUAGAAGGGCGAGGGACAGCCAGAGGCCGAGGAGCUCGUCGAGGCAAUACUGAGAAAAGUGGGAGAUGGGAAGGAGCUGUUGGUGGCAACGCUUAGUAAGUAUGUGAGAUUGGUGAGGACGGAGCAUUGAUUCAUGCUGUUUGAGGAGCUCAGGAAGAGAGGGAUAUCUGGCUUCACUGCUUGGAGAGUUGUUUGUGUGUGUGCAAAUAGAUGGGAUCUGGACCAUUGACGCAGCUGCCUAGCUUGUUGAUCAGUUUAAUGUUGGAUAGCUUAGCUUGUUGAUCAGUUUAAUGUGAAUAUCUUGCCAGUGUUUCAUAUAUAACAGAAUUGAGGUGUCAGUUUGAACAAGCAACAGUUUUACUCUAUAGCCAAAAAUGGCAAUCUUGUCAAAGCUACGAUGUAUCACUGUUGAUGUAACUGGUACUCUAAUAGCUUACAAAGGCCACCUCGGGGACUACUACUGCAUGGCGGCUAAAGCAGUAGGGCUGCCCUGUCCAGAUUACAAACGCAUGCAUGAAGGCUUCAAGGCAGCAUACACGGACAUGGCAAAAAGGUACCCGUGUUUCGGCCAUGCUGCAAAAGUACCAAAUGUUGAUUGGUGGAGAUCAUGUGUGAAGGACUCUUUUAUCAGGGCAGGCUAUGAGUAUGAUGAUGAGACGUUUGAGAAGGUAUUCAGACGCAUAUAUUCAGCUUUUGGUUCUUCUGCACCCUACUCCAUAUUUCCUGACUCACAGCCCUUCCUGAGAUGGGCACGUCAAAAGGGCCUCAUUGUUGGAAUUGUGAGCAAUGCAGAAUACCGGUAUCAGGAUGUCAUCCUUCCUGCCUUAGGACUGAAUCAGGGAUCAGAAUGGGACUUCGGUGUUUUCUCAGGCCUCGUGGGUGUUGAAAAACCAGACCCCAGGAUAUAUGAGAUUGCACUGGAGAAGGCUGGAAAUAUAGCACCAGAAGAAGCACUUCACAUCGGGGACAGCAUGCGUAAGGACUACAUCCCAGCCCGGACUGUGGGAAUGCAUGCCUUGCUUUUGGAUAGAUUUAAGACACCAGAUGCGGAGAGUUGGAGACAGUCUGGUGCUCUUGUGCUCCCCGAUAUUAUGGCUGUUCAGGAUUGGCUUAUCAAGGAAGUAGGGCUUGCAGCUGGCCAGCAAGCGUAGCAAUCUAUAAUACUGGUACAGUUUGUCCAACAUCCCUGAUAAAUGAGAAUGUUAUUUCUCUCUUUUAUUUAUUUUUUUAAAAAAAAUUAUCUGUUGGGGGGACACGGUGCCACCAAUUGUAAUUCAGCAGGGUGGUUAUGAGUUUUCAGAUAGGAGAAAACCACCUGUAAGUGUUACUAGACUUGCAACUGGUGACAUCAGUAUGGGAUAUCAGUCUUAAGAAUUUCUGAAGAGGUGAAUCAUAUUUGAAAACAUGUCAAUCUUGUUGUCUUUAGUUUAAUUUUAUCACCUAGAAGCUCAAGUAAUAUUGUGAAGGUAGGGGUAUAGCGCAUCAAGUUCAUCUUCUGAAGUGCAGUUUGGGUCGAGAAUUUCCUACGAUGUUGUUUAUUUGAAGCAGGAAUAUGGAUGGUUCUCAUGCAGCCCACAUUAAUACCAUUUGUUGUUCGCAUGCUGAGAGGAAGCAACAGAGGGGAAUCACUGGUAAAGAGAAAAAAAAAAAAAAAAACCUUACGCAAUUUAGCUGAGGACAUGAUUCACUUCGGCUGCAAUUGCAAGGUAACUCAAAUGCAAAAUUAUCCACCUUAUCUGAAUGACAGCUUGUUUGAUUGGUUAGG